Tarenaya hassleriana is the source of this 2108-nucleotide messenger RNA. RefSeq names its product protein phosphatase 2C 77-like. The coding region runs from base 577 to 1899 and encodes 440 amino acids. Gene Ontology annotation, biological process: protein dephosphorylation. The transcript is spliced from 4 exons. Gene Ontology annotation, molecular function: cation binding; protein serine/threonine phosphatase activity. The record is from RefSeq and is a predicted model, not a curated record. NCBI's taxonomy places the organism in Eukaryota, Viridiplantae, Streptophyta, Magnoliopsida, Brassicales, Cleomaceae.
UUACCUCUCGUAGUUUGCAGAGGGACACGAACAAAAAGAAAAAGAAGAGAAAGGAGCCUUCUUUCAACUUUAGUUGGUUGAAGCUAGAAAUGAUUUUAGUUGGAAAUUAAUUGAAGAGAGAGAAAGCACAGAAUCUCUAAGAGGUUGAAACCAAUUGCCCAGAAUCCAGGAAACCCUUAUCGAUUUGGAUUUUUUUUUCUUUCUGAGCGGUGAUUUUCCCUGGAAAUUUUCUCUGUUUUUUUUUUCUUUCUGGGCAUUUCUAUCUGUUUCUGGUCAUCUUUCAUGCUCUCUAACUAAGGUUGUCUCCUUUCACCUUUCCCUCUUCUGUCAUGGGUUUCUUGUCCUCAUCUCCUCUAAUAAAGCCUCCAUCUCUCAAAUUUAUGUAGAAAUUUGUCGACUCUUCAUUUAUCUUCUACUCGGGUGUUUUAUAGAUCAUCAUCGUCAUCAUCUCUCCCCUCUUUAAGGAAAGAUAGGAAAACAAGCUCAAGCUCUUCAGUUUCCUCGCACCCACUUGACAGAUUUGUCACCUUUCCCUUCAAAACACUAGCUUCGCUUGAAUCUUAGUUUUGCCAAUCAAUGGAUGAGAUAUCUCCGGCGGUUGCUGUGCCAUUCAGGCCGUUCCCUCCUGAGCCGCAGCUUGAAUUCGCCGGACUCAGGCUAAGUAAAGGGUACUGCAACGGUCAAUACUCCACCGACAAUGGCGAUUCUAGGGUUUCUAGUGCAGAACACAUGAAUCGGAGACAUGGGUUCUCGUUGCCUGAGAGUUCCUGUUCUGAUUCUAAGAAAGACUUGGGUUUUCGGGUCAAUUCAAAUUCGUCGUGUUCAAAGCUGAGGGAAGUAGCCGAUCUCGUCGGCGAGGAAAUCAACGGCCCGGAUGAGUUUGACCCGAGGUCAACGGCUCAGGGCGAGAAGAAGAUGAUCAGCAGAACGGAGAGCAGAAGUCUGUUCGAGUUCAAGAGUGUGCCCUUGUACGGAGUGACCUCGAUAUGCGGAAGACGACCAGAAAUGGAAGACGCUGUUUCGGCCAUUCCCAGGUUUCUUCAGGUCUCGUGUACUACGUUGUCCGAAGGCCGUGUCUCUAGCGGAUUGAAUCCCCACACGAGUGCUCAUUUCUUCGGCGUCUUCGACGGCCAUGGCGGUUGUCAGGUGGCGAACUAUUGCCGUGAGAGGGUUCACGUGGCGUUAGCGGAGGAGAUAGCGAAGGAGAAACCAGGGCUCUGCGAUGGGGAGACAUGGCAGGAGAAAUGGAAGAGAGCCCUCUUCAAUUCCUUCCUGAAAGUGGAUUCCGAGAUCGAAUCCGCAGCUCCAGAGACUGUCGGCUCGACAGCUGUUGUCGCUGUCGUCUUCCCCACUCAUAUAUUCGUUGCCAAUUGCGGCGAUUCCAGAGCCGUUCUCUGCCGCAGCAAAACCCCCCUCCCAUUAUCCGUAGAUCACAAACCGGAUAGAGAAGACGAAGCGGCGAGGAUAGAAGCCGCCGGAGGGAAAGUGAUACGGUGGAACAGUGCUCGUGUUUUCGGUGUUCUUGCCAUGUCUAGAUCCAUCGGCGACAGGUAUCUGAAACCGUCGAUAAUCCCCGACCCGGAAGUGACGGCGAUCCGACGAGUGAAAGACGAUGAUUGUCUUGUCCUGGCGAGCGACGGUCUGUGGGACGUGAUGACGAACGAGGAAGUAUGUGACGUGGCACGCAAGCGAAUACUCUUAUGGCACAAGAAGAACGCCGUGGCCGGAGACGCCCUGUUGCCGGCCGAGCCGAGAGGCGAAGGGCUCGACCCGGCGGCUCAGUCGGCGGCCGAAUACUUGUCGAAGUUGGCUUUGCAGAAGGGAAGCAAAGACAACAUUAGCGUUUUGGUCGUGGACUUGAAGGCUCAGAGGAAGUUUAAGAGCAAAGCUUUAAACUGAACUAAACUGAUAUUUGAUCAUAUACCCCAAAAACGGUCCAAAGGUAAUUAAUAUUUACUUCCCAAUAUUAGUAUUUUUUAUUCAUUUUUACUAACCUGAUAUAAGAUUAUAAUGUAGCCGAGUUCACAAUCAAAACAAGCCCUUUUAUAUUUUUCCUCGGGGCGAAAUUGUAAUUUGACUACUAUUUUGUUCAAUGUUGUGAAACCAAA